GCCUCCGGGCGCGGCUGAGCGCAGAGGGAGGCGGGUGUGGCGCAGCUCGGGGCCGGCCGGGCACCGCGCUGAGCAGGAGGGCGGCGCGCGCUUCCCCGGCCCUCGCCCUCCAUCCCGGAGCCCUCGGGAGCCCGCACAGCAUGGCGGCCCCCGGAGCGCGGGGCGCGAGCCUGUCGGGCCUGCUGCCCGCGCAGACCUCGCUGGAGUACGCCCUGCUGGACGCCGUCACCCAGCAGGAGAAGGAUGAGCUGGUCUACCAGUAUCUGCAGAAGGUGGACGGCCGGGAGCAGGACCUAGCGGUGCCCGACUUUCCGGAAGGGCUGGAAUGGCUGAACACAGAGGAGCCCCUUUCUAUUUACAAGGAUCUAUGUGGGAAAGUGGUUGUCCUUGAUUUCUUCACGUACUGCUGCAUUAACUGUAUUCACCUGUUGCCUGAUCUCCAUGCCCUUGAGCACAAAUUCUCUGAUAAAGACGGUCUCCUGAUUGUCGGUGUUCACUCAGCCAAGUUCCCAAAUGAGAAGGUCCUGGACAAUAUCAAGAGUGCUGUCCUUCGAUACAACAUAACCCACCCUGUGGUUAACGACACAGAUGCCAGCCUUUGGCAGGAGCUUGAGGUCUCCUGCUGGCCAACACUGGUCAUCUUGGGACCGCGUGGAAACAUGCUAUUUUCUUUGAUUGGAGAGGGACACAGAGAUAAGCUAUUUUCAUAUACUUCUAUUGCUUUGAAGUACUACAAAGACAGGGGACAGAUCAGAGAUGGAAAAAUUGGAAUAAAGCUCUUCAAAGAGUCUCUGCCGCCUUCACCGUUGCUGUUCCCAGGGAAAGUAGCAGCAGACCGCACAACUGGUAGAUUGGUGGUGUCAGAUACUGGGCACCACAGGGUCCUGGUCAUUCAGAAGAACGGGCAGAUCCAGCACAGCAUUGGAGGCCCUAAUCCUGGAAGGAAAGAUGGAAUGUUCUCAGAGUCGUCUUUUAAUUCUCCACAGGGUGUGGCUAUAGUGGACAACAUCAUCUUUGUGGCUGACACGGAAAACCACCUCAUAAGAAAGAUUGACCUAGACGCUGAGGAGGUGAGCACUGUCGCUGGUGUCGGCAUUCAAGGGACAGAUACAGAAGGGGGAGGGGAAGGGCAGAAGCAGCCUAUCAGCUCCCCUUGGGACGUCGUGCUCGGAACCUCAGGUUCAGAGGUCCAAAACAAUGACAUCUUGUGGAUAGCCAUGGCAGGGACUCAUCAGAUAUGGGCGCUCCUCCUGGACACCGGUACGCUGCCAAAGAAAAGCGAGCUACAGAAAGGAACCUGCCUUCGUUUUGCUGGAAGUGGAAAUGAAGAGAACCGGAACAAUGCAUAUCCUCACAAGGCGGGUUUUGCCCAGCCUUCAGGUCUCUCUCUAGCCUCAGAAGAUCCCUGGAGCUGCCUCUUUGUGGCAGAUAGUGAGAGCAGCACAGUGAGAACCAUCUCACUCAAAGAUGGAGCUGUGAAGCACCUUGUAGGAGGAGAACGAGAUCCCAUGAAUCUGUUUGCUUUUGGUGAUGUUGAUGGAGUAGGCAUCAGUGCGAAGCUCCAGCAUCCACUUGGGGUUGCCUGGGAUGAGAAGAGAAGCAUGCUCUAUGUGGCCGACUCUUACAACCACAAGAUUAAAGUUGUGGAUCCAAAAACAAAAAGCUGCACAACGUUAGCAGGGACCGGAGAUGCAAGUGAUGCCACUUCCAGCUUCGCGGAGUCAGCCUUUAAUGAGCCCGGGGGCUUGUGUGUCGGCGAGCGUGGGCGGCUGUUAUAUGUAGCAGACACGAACAAUCACCAAAUUAAGGUGAUGGAUUUAGAAGCAAGAACAGUUUCUGUGCUUCCAAUUUUCAAGUCUGGCAGUGCGGUGGUAGAUGGCCCCUUCCCUAAAGAGAAACAGAGAGUGCCCAAAGUGCCGAAGUCUGCCCCCCACAUUAGCCUCCCCGCUGUGACCGUGCAUCCUGGCCAGACCCUGCAGCUCAAGCUCAAGCUGGACCUUCCAUCAGGGGCAAAGCUGAGCGAAGAUGUACCCAGCUGCUGGUUUGUAGCAGCUGAAGGCAAUGAGUGGCUUCUUCAAGACCAGAACCCAUCUGGAGACAUAGAGAAUCUUUCCCAUCAGCCAACAAUUUCCUUGCAGAUUCCUGCCGAUUGCGUGUCACUCGAAGCUGUGGUGUCUGUCGGAGUGUUUUUGUAUUACUGCAGUGCAGACAGCAGUGCCUGUAUGAUGAAGGCUAUCUUAUUCAGGCAGCCUCUGCAGAUAAGCAGUGCCCAGCCAGGCUCUGCAGCUUCUGUGGAGCUCACACACGUAUUCUAGAAGCCGGCCAGCAGCCCUGUCCAUCCUGCCAUCGUCUAGGGAAAAAGCAUAGAAACCAUUGCUCAGUUGUAACAACUGAUACCAAAAUAAAAUUGUGCUCCUUAUUAACAUUCCAUUCUAAAUAAAUGUCUUCAUUUUAGCUGUGUGCUAGCCAAGUCCUCAACUGUCAUUUAAACCACAGUGCUGUGAGCUGUACUGCUAUUUGGCAUAAGGCUGCAGUCCCUGCAGUACUACAGAAUAUACUCAUAAUGCCAGCUACUUAAAUAGCCUCUUCAGUGUUUCUCAGCAGCAGCCUAUCUCAUGUGUAAGUGUCACAGUAACUUCAGGCAGGCCUGAGCUGUACACCUGGCGCUGAGGUCUGGUCAGAGCCAGGGCAGAAGGUAUUCAUUCAGGGGAAGCUUAGAGUACACAAGUAGGUACUGACCAUCUCCUCUGUGGUUUUUAUCACUUGAGAUAUUUUUAAAAGAGAGUUUUAAUCUAUUUUUAUUAAAAAUUAUUUGUUUUAACAUUCUGUUAUUAAUGCCUUAUAACUUUAUAUGAAAAUAAAAAGAAAUAGAGAAUUUCUAAGGGCGUGCAGACCUACUCUUAACUGUUUUUAAUGAACAUAAUUCAUAGCAGGCCAUGCCUUGAUCCCCAGAGCCAUAUUGGCCCCUGGGGCGGGUGUCAGGCUGUGUUGCUGCGUGUAUGUGUGUCUCUGUGUGUGUGUGUGUGUGUAGUAAUGGUUGAGCUUGAUAAAAAUGAGCAUUAUGUUGUUUUGGAAAUUUACAUUGCACUUUUAAGAGUUAAAUACGGAUUUGUUGGGUCUGGGAUUUUAUUGUUUUAUUUUUACUAUUAUAAAUAGUUCCCUAUUUAGAACUUAAAUUGUCAUUAAUUCUGGUAUUUUUAAAAAAUCAUAUGUAAGCCUUCAAAUUGCUGUUUUCAAUGUAAAAUGUUUUAAUGUGAUUGGCAGGUAAAGUUAUUUUAAAAUACUCCAUUUAGAAUGUGAGGCUGAACCACAGCGGUUUACUCACACUGCUCUGGUAUUUGUUUUCUUGAACCCCGUAAGAAAGAGCAUUGAAAGGGAUAUUGGGAGGCCUGGUUUUCAUUGUGACUCUAGUUAUCAUAGCUUCUCGUCAUAACUGUGUAAAAGCCUGUCUUUCAGGGACUAAAAUUUGUUUCUGAGUCUGAAACUGACUUGACAUUUACUCAGAUUACAAGAUUUCAGAAGCAUCGGCUGAGCUCCACCUAUAAAUUAACUGAGUGUCUGUAAGAGUCUAGCAUAGCCUGCCUCCCCUCCUGCAAAAGUCCUAGAUGGAAGUGUAAUCAUUCAAGUAUCACUCUACUUAUUUAUUGGUUGAUUUAUGAAGUAGUUUUUGAUAGGAAAUAUUUGCUUGUUUUAUUAUUGAGUUAGCUAAAAAGAAAUCUCUAACAUGAGAAUGUAUAGAUCAUGACUUUAAUUAGUAACUUUCAAAAGCUUUAAGAGAAAUGGAAAUGUAAACAGAAAGGGAUCGUGUUUAGAGUUACACAUAGUUAUCCCAGAAACCUUUGCUUCCCGGAGCAGCCAAAGCGAAGGCUCUGUGACUCCAGUCUGGCUGAUGUUCUGUGGGGAAGGUACCUUCCAGGCAUUGCAGCCACAUUUGAUUUGCUCUAUUCCUCAUUUCCAGUUGCACAGGAUGAGACUAUUUCAGCUCAGCCAUUCCUUGUUUGAGGACAUAAACAGUAUCACUCUCUGCAGCAGUUUAACUAGUGUAGAAAUAAUGGUAACUUAGUUUUCACACUAAAAGCACAAGUAUGUAUUCAGUAGUUUUAUGUACCUUAAAAAUCACAUAAGUACUCUUUGGGACCCCUUUGCUUCCCGUUUGUUUGGGUAGAAUCUUCAUUGGUCUUCGGUGACUCAGUAGAUCUUCACAGUCUGACUGCUCACUCCCCUGCCUGUCAUGCUGCUGUUAGACUAGAGUGUCAUUGCUAAUGGAUUAGUGUGGAUUGAGAAUACGCACACUGAGUAGUGUGCAUUGCUUCCUAGAUUCAUGAGUGACAGAAGUGUCUGACAAAAGGACACCCUGGAAAGUUUAGUUUAGAAACAUCUGGAUCUGCAGCUGCCUUCUGUUUCCGCUAAGAGCUUGUUAAUUGCUUUAUGGCCUGUCCACUUCGGGGCUUAUACCAAGAAGAUAAGUUAUUUUGGUCUAUGUUUUACAAUGUUGGAAAUUUGGGGAGCAUAAAGAACAUGUGUAACUGUGAUGUUUCCACACACGCAGAGUUGACUGUUUUGUCAAUCAGUUGUGACGCAUCAGCUGAGCUGUUGCCUCUGGCAUGAUGUUACAGACCAGUCACCAAAGAUGACUCGGUUGGAGGAUGUGUCUUUGCUAUGCGCAGAGGCUCUAGGUUCGGUCCUCAGCCAAAAACAAAGUCAUCAAAAGCUCAGUUUUGUCGUGCACAUGGCAGGAGAACACAUGUAGGGGCUGUGUCGCUGAUCCAUGCCUAGAGCAGACUCCUGCUGUUUCUACUUCUCUGUGUCUUUCAGCAAUCAGCACUUUAGGAAGAAAUCUAACGUUGUUAAAGCUAAGCUAAUCUGAAUUGUCAGCACUAGUGUAGUAGCUUUUCUAAAGCUACUUCCGUCACCAAAGAUGGGGACAUGUUUUAGAGGACAUUUGCCCACUUCCUUUAAAGUGUGAGCUGAUAGGGACAGGGAUGGUUGUGCUUCUGUUGUGUAGCACAGUGGAGUGGCGUGAGUGUGCACUGUGUGGCUGGCCUAAGCCUGUAAAGCAGGGCUGCUGGGCUGCCUCCUGGGCUUGCUGCCAGGAUUCAGUGACACGUACAUGCGGCGUUUAGCACGGAGUAAUUUAUGAACUGCUACUUAUCAGUUUAGUUACUAAUAGUGACAAUAAUUUAUGGCCACAGACACAUGCUUGACAUUUUCUUCACAACUCCAGUUUCUACAGCAAAAUAUUUCUCCACCAUUUGACAUGUUAGUAGUUCCAACAGAACCUGGGCUCAAGAGUUCUUUAUGGUGGAGCGUAUUAGUGUCUCAUAGACAAUAUUGUUUAUGAAGAAGCAUCUCUGUACUGUAUUGAAGCAUUUAAAAUGACCUCCUGGAGCUGGAACCGUAGCUGAACACCACACGCGCUCUUGGGACUUGCACAGAGUUCCCCAGUUGUAGCCUGAGCACCCCGGGCUGUGCUCCUCUCACCUGGAUCCUGUUCUCCAGGACCUUCAGAGUGCUUUCACGUGUGUUGCCUGGAGUGGGCUUCGGAACAGUGUUGUAGACUAGGUAGCUGUGUGUGUGCCAGAGAAGAAAGCUGCUUUGGCAUGUUGUAGCUGUCGGAGGUCAGGAAGCUCCUAGGCUAGUGCCCGGUGCCUAGGCAGGACCUAGUGCACAGGACGCUGGGUCUCCUCUACUGACUCAGCCGUGGCUAGGGAGCAGUAUGCUAGACUGAGGCUCUCCUGCAAGAGGCGGAUGGGGAGUCACUGAAGGAGGGGCGUGUCUGUGGCUCCCCCUCGGGCUUCCAGACGGCAGAAGGGUGCUCACCACCUGCCGGUACUUUCCCACAUGCUUGGUGUGUGGGGAGCACACCUAACCCUCCCAGCAGCCUUCCUUCUUGAAGCCAGGGCUUAGGCACUUACCCCAGCAGUCAAGGCCAUGCCCUAAGACAGUGCCAGCCUGCACAGCUGUCUGCUCCACUGCCUUCGGAUUGUCUGUCAGACUUGCGUAGUUUGGCACCUUUAUGUAGUAACUUAUCAAUCCAGAGAAUUCCAGGCGCCCUAGGAAUGAUUGUUUUUGAAAUGCAAAUAAAGCCAUUUAACUUACUCAACAUUUCAUAGAUUCUUAUCACCUGGGCCUUGGAAUGGUAUAUAGUUUCCCCAGAAGAUUGUCUGUGCCCAUAAUUUCAGCCAUUAGCCACAGUUUUUCUUGGCUGCUGUAUGUACUGAAAUCCUGGUUAGUUCCAGUGGGACUGUCCCGGUGGCCUUGUCGUAAAGAGCAGGGCAGGUACAGACCUUGAGAAGUCCACUCAUAUUUGAGACACUGUUUUGUGAGCAGUGAGGUGUAGAAUGAAAAGUCUUCUGCCUGUCUGCAGCCUUGGUGGUUUGCUGUGCAGGCUCCUCUAAAGCCUCAGAAGUCGAUGUGAGGUCAGCUUGGCAUUGUGCAGCAAAGUGUGUUCCAGUGGUGGUGCACAGUAAAGGCCAGCCCAGUGCAGAGGGGCUGUCCGUUGACAAGGAGCUUGGUAGUGAGGUCCUGCUGUGUGGUGCAAUGGGGAACGCACACUCUGCCUGUGUCAGAAAUGCCGUUCCUGGCAUCCAUGCGAAACCUGUCAGAUCUUACCAAAGCAGUCGACCUUAGGCCUCAGUGCUAACCAGCAUGCUGCUUUUCUACCUGUGCCGCAGAGCGCACCUGAAGAUUUCGCACUGCCCGAGUCUCUGUUUCACCCUGGCCUAAUCAUGUUGGCUUUUCUCCCCUUUCUUUGUAAUAGGCUAAUGGAAAGAAUGGUCACAAAAGUUAGAGGCUUGUUAAGAGGACCAUGUGGCAUUCUAAUAAGCCUUGUCUCCUGCAUGUGCUGACUGUGUAGACUGGUGCCUCUUCUCUUGGGUGGCCACUGUGAGCUCACAGGCUGGGAGGAAUAGGACUCAGCCCUGCCUGCAGGCUUUGCUGGGAUAGCCUUUGCCUUAGUGUGCUACUUUGGUUUAAUCAUUGCCAGGGGUUAUAGUGCAAGAGCUAAACCCUCAGAUACUGUGGAGUAUGUGCCUAGGCGUAGUUACUCAUUGCUUGGUGUGUCCUUUCCUCCCUUGCAUGUCACUCCAAUGUGCCUUUGGACAUCCUGCUAUUGGCAGCCUCCAGACCCAAAGGAAAGUAGUGCAAGCACUUUCCAAUACACUUCUUCCUGGGUCCACAUGAGCCUUAGGCUAGAAAUGAACACUAAACCCAAAGCUCUCCAUCAGAAGUAUUCUGUGGCUGUCCUGGCUAAGAAGUGGACCUGGGCAAAAGAGCUUCUUUUAAUACUAACUCUGAAACUGUAACUCUUAGGGCACUUGGUCUCAGCUUUGCACUUGAAAUAAAACUAAGGGGAGGUCAAGAUCAAUGCUGAGAUCCCCUCACCCCUCAGAGAGGGUCUCUCUGUGUAGCCUUGGCUGUCCUGGCUUUGUAAACCGGGUUGAACUCACAGCAAUCCCACCUGCCUCUGCCUCUCUGAGUGCUGGGAUCAAAGGGGUGUGUCACCACGCCCAGUUAAAAAGAAAUAUUAUUAUUCUGUACCUAGUUUCAUGAGAAAACAUUUUGAGAUAAGAAGGAUGAAACAAUCAGUCAAUUAUACUGAUAGGGGUAAAAAUACUCAAGUUCCUAAUAUAGCCACUGAGCUAUCUUCUAUUUUUAGUUAGUUGUCUUUAUUUUUAAUUCCACCAGAAACAUAAAGUAGUUUUGUUUGCAUAGCGUUGGGAUAUAUUGUUGAUGCAUAACUGUGCUGUCAUCAUUGUAAUUUACCUACAGAAAAUAAGGCAGAGCCCCUCUCAGCACCUUGCCGUCCGCCCUGAGAGGCAGCUGUGGUUUCUGUAGAGCCUUUGCUGAGGAGCCGGGGUUCCACAGAGCCUGGCGUGGGAGUGCUGGUGCAGAGGUUGUUUCUCUGAAGUUCCUAGAAAGUGCUCAGUUUCCAAAGGCCGGUGACAGGACCCUCUGUGACUUUACACGAGCUGCUCUGCUUUGAAGUUAAGCGUCCUAACUGCACAUGCCUGACAGUGUGGUCUUACAUCCCUCUGUCAUUAAUUACUUCAUGCCUGCUAGAUAAUCAUGAUUUCCAUCUGUCACUCCUCCAACAGUUCAUAGGUGUGUCACGUUAGAGACUCUUCCAAUCAUGUAUGGAUACAUUUUGUAAUUUAAUUUGUGAGCCCAGAGAUGGUCUGCUGUGAUGACUUCAUGCCUCAGCAGUGUAGUGAAAAUCCAGUAUACAAGUUUAGAUGCUGAUAUUUGUAGACAUGGCUUAGUCCUGAGAGAAUUCACUUGCUAUGCAUUUUAAGUGUUUGAUGUGGGUGGAAUAAUAUGUUUUUACACAACUGUGUGUUUCACAUUUAUUUCUAGAGCAAACUCCUCAUUGGCUUUUUCAGGUGUGGUGUUGGGUGACAGGACCAUGGUGGCCUUUCCAGCUCCAGAGAAGUGGGGAACCUCGGGUCUCGGGAGCACAAGUGUGCUUCUACUGUACAUGAAAACCUAAACCUCUUCCAAAGCUCUGUACUUGUUUUUGAUGAAACAGAUUAAAUAUUUUCUCUCCAAA
This is a messenger RNA of Meriones unguiculatus (Mongolian gerbil), 8548 nucleotides long. It is a transcript of the gene Nhlrc2, whose product is annotated as NHL repeat containing 2. NCBI's taxonomy places the organism in Eukaryota, Metazoa, Chordata, Mammalia, Rodentia, Muridae. Gene Ontology annotation, molecular function: protein binding. The coding region runs from base 141 to 2315 and encodes 724 amino acids. The record is from RefSeq and is a predicted model, not a curated record. The transcript has 11 exons.